AUGGCUUCCGCUGCGGCGUCGCGCCCCCCGGCCCCGCCGCCGCCGCCUCCCCCGCCCCCGCCGUCGGCCGCGAUGCAGUGGCUCGGCCCGCGCGUCUCCUUCAGCCUCGAGGACGCCGGCGGAUGCACGGCUGCGGGGGGUGGGGCAGCGGGGAAGGCGAGCAACGACUUCGAGUUCCUGCUCGCCGGCUGCUCGGCCGUCUCCACCAUGCUGCCCGCCGACGAGCUCUUCUCCGGGGGCAAGCUCGUGCCGCUCCGCCUCCCGUCUUCGAGCGGCUGUUCGUCGGAGGUGGUGACCACGCGGCCUCCGCCGGCGCCGGCGGCGACAACGCAGCAGCAGCAGCAGCCGGAGACGCCGAGGGCGGAGGAGGAAACGAAGGAUGCGGUGGUGGAGGCGGAGCAGGCGGCGGAGGAGCCCAAGGUUCCGGCCAGGAGGUGGAGGGACCUGCUCCGGAGGCGGAAGCAGCAGGCGUCGUCCUCCUCCUCCUCGUCCACGGAGACCAAGCAGCCGCUCCGCCGCCUCCUCCGCCGCGGGCCGAAGCCGCCCGAGCAGGAGCCGUCCCUCAGCCUCCCGCUCCUCCGCGACCCCAACGAGCCCGACAAGCCCGCGCCGGCACCCGCAUCGGCCCCGACUCCAUCGCCGACCCCGCCGCCUCCCGUCAGCACAUCGCAGCACCAGCUCCCGCCAAAGAUCCGGCUCACGGCGGCGCAGGUUGCCGCGCCGCCACCCCCGCCACCCCCUCCUCCACCUCCUCCCUCCGCCGUGGCCGCCGACAGCCCGCGCCUGAACGCGGCCGGCAAGGUGGUGUUCAACGGGCUGGGCCGCAGCUCGAGCAGCCCGAGCAGCCUGGCGGGCGGGCGGCGCCACCGGUCCGGGUCCGGCGGCAGCGGCAUGGAGCGGUCCUACUCGGCGCACGUGCGCGUGACGCCGGUGCUGAACGUGCCCGUCUGCCGCAAGUCCGUGUCCGUGUUCGGCAUCGACCGGCUCUUCUCCCCGUCGUCCGCGUCCACCGCCGCCGCCGCCCACGCGGCCGCGAAGAAGCAGGGGAAGGUGGCGAAGAAGGAGGCGACCGCACCACCACCACCACCAUCCUCCUCGCACUAA
Molecule: messenger RNA, 1104 nt
Organism: Triticum turgidum subsp. durum (durum wheat)
Lineage: Eukaryota; Viridiplantae; Streptophyta; Magnoliopsida; Poales; Poaceae
Source: the annotation of a GenBank genome assembly